UGACCAAAUGGACAUGGUGUGGUCACCUCUGGCUCUCAGCCCACGUAGUGAGUUUAUUGAAGCUUUCGAACAGCAGCUCUUCUAAGCCAAUAAAAAUCAUACAUCCUUCAAAUAUGGCCCAGUUUGUCGGAAGAUGGAAGAUGGAAUCUUAUGAUCCCAACAUCGAAGAAUUCAUGACGGCAUCCAACACUCCAGACGCCAUGAAGAGUGUUCUGAUCUCGGAGUUCGCCAAAGGAUCCACCUUCAUGUACGACUACUCCCGCACAGGGACCACCUGGAACAUGAAGACCAUCACGCCGUUUGGAGAGUUGGAGAACACGUUCCCAGAGGGACAACCCACAGCCUCAAAGCUGGUUGACGGCAGAGACGUGACUACAGUGAUCACCGUGGAUGGGAACAAGCUGGUGGAGAAAGCCACCGGGGUAGACGUCACGGUGGUGGCCGAGAGAACAGUCAGUGGAGACACCAUGACCUCAAAAUACUCUUGCAAAAUAAUGUAGUUUGGAAUUUGACCUUCAAGAAAGCAUGAUGGUCUCGUGAGAGAAGCUAAGAUAUCAUGUGACAUGGCAAUUGGAACGCUCCAUUUUCAUAUUCAAUACGUCAUUUUACGUCUUAUCACAUUAGUUAAUACACGCAUAUACAGUUAUUGUGAUUGAGUAUUAAAGAAAAAUGAAAAACCA
Messenger RNA from Aplysia californica (California sea hare), 680 nucleotides. RefSeq names its product fatty acid-binding protein type 2. The coding region runs from base 114 to 500 and encodes 128 amino acids. Gene Ontology annotation, cellular component: cytosol; nucleus. Lineage: Eukaryota; Metazoa; Mollusca; Gastropoda; Aplysiida; Aplysiidae. Gene Ontology annotation, biological process: fatty acid transport. Gene Ontology annotation, molecular function: fatty acid binding. The record is from RefSeq and is a predicted model, not a curated record. The transcript has 5 exons.